Messenger RNA from Postia placenta MAD-698-R-SB12, 1518 nucleotides. RefSeq lists its product as hypothetical. Lineage: Eukaryota; Fungi; Basidiomycota; Agaricomycetes; Polyporales; Adustoporiaceae. The record is from RefSeq and is a predicted model, not a curated record. Gene Ontology annotation, cellular component: cytoplasm. The coding region runs from base 1 to 1518 and encodes 505 amino acids. The transcript has 12 exons. Gene Ontology annotation, biological process: intracellular signal transduction; microtubule cytoskeleton organization; protein phosphorylation. Gene Ontology annotation, molecular function: ATP binding; tau-protein kinase activity; protein serine/threonine kinase activity.
AUGUCUUCAAUAUUCAGAGUGACAUCGCAAUAUAACGAGAAGAUUGACCUGCGUUCGGCUGAGGGACGCGUCGCACCAUCACGAAAUCAGAAGACGCUAGUCUCGAGCCGAGCCCCUUUCCUGAGCGGGUUUACAGGCUAUGAGCUCUAUGAACAGAUAGGGGGAGGCGGGUUUUCAACGGUCUGGCGUGCGGUCCAUUUCGAGGACAAGCGCGUCGCAGCAUGCAAGGUUGUCUUGCUAACGCCGGAGACGACCCAACAAGAGCGAAAAGCACUGGACAAAGAGAUGCGCGUACACACGAAUCUCAAGCAUUCGAACAUACUCGCGUUCAUCAGCGCGGUCAAGGUUGAGCCUGAUGUGGCCUCAAUCUACACCCCUGGACUGUACAUGCUCUUAGAGAUUGCGGCAGGAGGCGAUUUAUUUGACAAAAUCGCCCCUAACAUCGGUAUCGGAGAAGAAAUGGCGCAUUAUUAUUUCCUGCAGAUGAUGUCUGGCCUCAUUUACAUGCACGGAGAGGGUGUCUGCCAUCGGGAUCUGAAACCCGAAAACCUGCUGCUCGAUGGGGCAGGGGUUCUCAAAAUCUCCGACUUCGGGUUAUGCUCUGUAUACAUGCUCAAAGAGUCGGGAAAGACCCGCUUGCUCACCGAUCGCGUCGGGAGUCUGCCGUACAUGGCCCCUGAGCUCGCCAUCGAUGGUCCAUAUUCUGCCGAGCCCAUCGACGUUUGGGGUGCCGGUGUCAUCCUGUAUGCCAUGCUCGCCGGAAAUACUCCAUGGGACGAGCCGACCAAGCGCAGCUACGAAUAUGCGCAAUACAUCACCGGGCGCUGCUUCAAUGAGGCGCCUUGGAAUACGUUCGGUAAUGAUGUCUUGUCCCUUCUCACCGGCAUGCUCGCCCUCGCGCCAUCGCGCCGGAUGUCACUGGGCGAUGUGUGUGCGCAUCCGUGGAUGAUACGGCCAAGUCAGAUUGCACGACACGGCCUGUCUUUUCUGGCAGACUCUCUUAUGCAAUCCUUGCGCGCCACUGGCGAUCUCGCAAUUGCCAAUCCAGACAUUUCAGCCAAUGUCGACCCCGACGGAGACCAGAUUAUGGCUACUGCGCAGCGUACGCAAUUCACGCAGUCGCUACUGCUCUUUUCACAAACGCAAAACGGAACUCGGUACAUGCCGCAGCUCACGCGCUUCUACACGCAAGUUGGGCCAUACGAUUUGCUACCGCUCAUCCAAGAGGCCCUCACGGACCUUGGCGUGAAGUGGAAAGAGGCUGUUGAAGUCGAGCUUGGGACAACAAGAGAUGGUGUUGAGGACAUAAUGUUGCGUAUGCGGAUCGGUGGGCACGACCCGCGCCGGCUACUUUUCAAGGGCUGGGUGGAGCUCGAGGAUUUUAGCUACGCUGGAAAAGAGGGAGGUUUCUGUGUCAUGCUUCGAGACCAGGGAAAUCCUCUCUCUUGGCGAGCGCUCUGGAAGUCCGUCAUCGAGCAUCCUAUUGUUCGCCCCCACGUCUUUUUCAAGGGAUCGUGA